UCUGCAGUUUCUGCAUCCUCCAUGUGUUUCUGUACUGUUUGAGUAAUCGCGGCAUCAGGGUAGCAGCAGUGUCAGUGGUGUAGUACUGUACAUACCUGUUGCAAAGUGUUUUGAAAUUUUCAAACAAACUGGUUAUGAAGAUCGCUGUUGAAGGUUGUGCGCACGGCGAACUUGACAAAAUUUAUGAAACUAUAAAAGGCUUAGAAAGCCAGUACCAUUUCACAGUAGACUUGCUGAUCAUCUGUGGCGACUUUCAAGCAGUUCGAAAUGCUUCUGAUAUGGACUGCAUGGCGGUUCCUAGAAAAUAUCAAGAGAUGAAAGAUUUCCAUAAGUACUACUCAGGGGAGAAGAAAGCGCCACUUUUGACCAUUGUAAUUGGUGGAAACCAUGAAGCUUCCAACUAUCUGGCUGAGCUGGCAUACGGCGGUUGGCUUUGCGAAAACAUCUAUUAUAUGGGUUAUGCAAGUGUUGUCAGUGUCAAUGGCAUAAGGAUAGCUGGCAUCUCAGGAAUAUACAAGGGCCAUGACUACCUGAAAGGCCACUUUGAGGUCCCACCUUACAACGAUUCCACGAAACGAAGUGCCUACCAUUUGCGAAACCUUGAGAUCUUCAGAUUGAAACAGCUGGCGGAGCCCAUUGACAUAGUGAUUUCACAUGACUGGCCACGUGGAAUUUACAACCAUGGAAACAAGGCAAGGUUGUUGCAGCAAAAAAAGUUCUUUGUUACAGAAGUUGAGAGCAAUAGCUUAGGCUGUCGUCCAACUGAGGGCUUGCUAGAACAGCUGAAGCCAAAGUACUGGUUUGCUGCACAUCUUCAUUGCAAGUUUGCUGCGGUGGUCAGUCAUGAGGAUGGAACAUGUACGAAGUUCUUGGCACUGGACAAAUGUUUGCCCAAGCGAGACUUCCUUCAAACUUUAGACAUACCAACAUCAACUGACGAGCCUCCAAAGCUAAGCUAUGACUUAGAGUGGCUGUGUGUACUACAGUUAACUGACCAUUUACUCAGGAUUGAUUCAAAGAACCACUACAUGCCUGGGCCAGGAUGUGAUCAACGGUGGCAAUUCACACCUACAAAGGAAGAGAAAGAAAAACUUGCAGCGACGUGUGGCAAUGAUUUGCUGGUGCCUCUUAAUUUUCAGCAUACUGCUCCUGUGUAUAUGCCAGGAUCUGAACGUAGCCCUGGCCGAGUGAAGCCCCAUAUCAAUCCCCAGACCGAGAGCUUCUGCAAACGAUUUGAACUUCGAGAUCCACUAGCCGAAGCUCUUGAUCCUCGGCAGCAAUCAUCGCCACUGGAUAUUUCAGGCUUUUUGGGAACGGAAGAUGUGACCAAUACUACCAUGUCAUCACUCAAUGAAUCUGAGAACUUAGGCCAGCAACAAAGCCCAGAAACAGAUUUAGAUGAUGAGCCAGUGCCUUUACACGAGAUGAGUGCUGAAGAAAGGCAAAAGAUGCAUACAUUAGAAUUUGGAAGCCUAGUCUGCACAGCAGAAGACAAGAAAGAGCUCUUUCCAGAGUUGAUAGAAAAGACUGAAGAUGCCAUACUAAAGUCUGCACCAUCCUCUUCUGGGAGAGUAAUGAAAAGAAGAAACCAGUCUUUGUACACAGAAAGUGAAGAAACAGACAGUUGAACAGCUUGCAUUUCUGUCAUUAAAUCAACAACCAACCACCUUAGAACAAAUCAAAAUUGUUGGUGUUUCCAAGUUCCUGACUUUAACUGACUUCUGCAAAAAGUUAGAAUGGCCAUAUCGCGUCCAUGAGCUCUAAUAUCAAAAACGUCUUGCACAACUAAAACCUGAUCAGCACUUACAAACUGUGAAUACUGCAGUAAAAGAACAGUGCAGAACAUAUCACAGCCUGCUUGCCUGCUUCACUAGCAUACGUCAACUUUGCAGUCUGUCAACCCAUUAACUGUAAACUUCAGGAAUUGGCUAAACUUAUUGUGACACACUGGAACAAAAACCUACAGGUCGGCAGACUUGUGCAACCUUGCAAAAUCAUAAACCAGCAAAGCAGGAUCUUCUGAAACAAAGGUUUUGGUGCCCAGUGUAUCCCUUAUUGUAGCAUUGGUGCUGCUUCCCACCAGACUCAUUUCUUGUUCUUGUGGAAAUUUUUUACAGCCCCCUUGCACCAUCCUCCUGCCUCUUUGUGCAACGCUAAAUCAUAGCUGUGACACCCAGAUUGUAAGAGAGUAUUGUAAGCAGUUGUGGAUGCACAACUGCUUACAGUACUCUUAAAUGAACACUUCAGAACUUAAUUUCAGUGGUUGAUUCUAACUGUGGAGAGUCUCCAGUGCAUGCAUACAAAGUUUAAAGCAGAAAUGCCCAGCCAUUUGCCUACAGCAACAAUUCCAAAACUUGUAUCACUGCUCAAAUGGAUAUUCCUUGACGGCAAUGGAAAUUUUCAAAAGUGCCCCCAAUGCACCUACAAUUUCGAAAUUUCUUCAGCACCUUCCUCCCAACAAACGCUCUAAUUCUUAGUGUUUUAUCUCAAUAUGCCAACACUUUGCAGAGGGUGGACACUUUUGUCCCUCAGCAACCAUCAAGAACAACCCCAAUCAGCACAUAUUUGAUAUGAAGAACCCCAAAAGCUGAACUGCCACAGUUCAGUUGUGAAACUGUGAAAUUUAUCUGGCAUGUUUAUUUAGAGAGACUUUAUUCCUACCUAGUUUCAUUUUAGCAUGUGUGAUAGUUCUGACAACAUGCACUGUUGAAAACCCCAUAGGGCCUCCAUAGUGCAUUAAACAAAACUUUGUUGAUUUCCCACACCUCCACUAACUCUUCGUAUCUUCGCCCACACACCAAGCUUGACAUUCUCAACAUUCCCUCCAUGUUUCAUUGCACUAGUUCCAUUAGUUCACUGAAUUCCAGUCGACAUAUUGUGUGAACAUUCUCCACCACACACAAUUGUACUAAUAGUCUUGCAGUAAAUUCGAGCAUGUUCCAAUUAGCUGUGCUGGUCCUUAGUAAAACUGGCAUUAAAUGCAAGUCUUAUAUGAAGGGUGCACUAAAUGAUCAACCGUUGCUUGAGAAAUAUCUUUCAAUAAAUAUGUUGCCUUGAAUAAAAAAUUUGGUAAAAUA
This is a messenger RNA of Dermacentor albipictus, 3077 nucleotides long. It is a transcript of the gene ldbr, whose product is annotated as lariat debranching enzyme. Gene Ontology annotation, cellular component: nucleus. Gene Ontology annotation, molecular function: RNA lariat debranching enzyme activity. Gene Ontology annotation, biological process: mRNA splicing, via spliceosome. NCBI's taxonomy places the organism in Eukaryota, Metazoa, Arthropoda, Arachnida, Ixodida, Ixodidae. The record is from RefSeq and is a predicted model, not a curated record.